This is a messenger RNA of Nerophis ophidion (straightnose pipefish), 5783 nucleotides long. Its product is annotated as arf-GAP with Rho-GAP domain, ANK repeat and PH domain-containing protein 1-like. The transcript has 34 exons. Gene Ontology annotation, biological process: positive regulation of GTPase activity; signal transduction. The record is from RefSeq and is a predicted model, not a curated record. NCBI's taxonomy places the organism in Eukaryota, Metazoa, Chordata, Actinopteri, Syngnathiformes, Syngnathidae. Bases 161 to 4996 code for a protein of 1611 amino acids. Gene Ontology annotation, molecular function: phosphatidylinositol-3,4,5-trisphosphate binding; GTPase activator activity; protein binding.
GGAAAUUGUAUCGUCGCCUUUGUUCCAGCUUGGCCAGUGUUUUGUUGCUUUUUGGUUUGAACAUGUCUUAGUCCUUGUUUGGCGUCGUGGUCGGGGAUGCUAAGUUGACACGCCACGGACAAGUUUGGUAUUUCACCGAGCCGACGACUAAGACGACUGAAUGAACCAUGAUCUGAGGUGUGACUGCAUUGACAUGUCUCAGCCUGAGUCCUGCGUUGCUGUGCGGGACUGGUUGAGUGGCCUUCGUCUCGAACAGUAUUGUGAGGCUUUUGAGGGUGCAGGCCUGUCCACUUUAGCGGAAUGCCUCAACCUCACCACAGACCAGCUGGAGCUGAUGGGAAUCUCACUGCCGGGCCAUCGGCGACGCAUCCUGGCUAACCUGAACAAAUCUCGAGAUGUCCCAUCUCCGCCACAGUUUGACGCCUAUACAAUCGAUCUACCAGUUGAGAGACCAGAGAGAGAUCAACAAUUGGAGGAGAACGAGCACCGUAGAGCGUCACCGAGUGGGGGCUCACCAGUCCUUGUUCAGCAGGACAAAGGUGUCCUGAACGAAGAUCAACAGACCACUGAAUCUUCAGUUGGAGACGGAGAAAAAACAGUCCCUCGAAACAAACAAGUGUCCAGAAUGAAGGAAGAAAUUGAAGAAGACAGGAUGACAAAUGUUCAACCUAAAGCGGAAUGCAUUGCGGUUGAAGGAGUAGAUGCAGAGAAGAAGAGGCCAGUUCCAAAAGAGAGGACAAAGUUCCAUCUCAAUGUUCCAGUGCUAUUGGACUCUCAACCUUCUUUGCCCCCAGUCCCACCACGGAGGACUUUGAACUCCCCUCCACAGCGCUUCAUCUCCGCCUUAACUCCCUCACCCUCUGCACAAAGCCCCGCUUCACCCUACCAGCCCAUUAAUGCCGUCGAAAUGGAAACUGCUCCGAGUAGUCCUUUGUCCUACACUCUGACCCAGAACCCUUCACAAGGACCUGUCCAGCCGCCUUGGGUACCCACCUCCCAAACACACUUGCAGACAUUAUCCCUUCCAGUGCCAGCUCCCGAUUCAAGCAGUGAUGGAACACAAAAAAUCCCUCCCACCUCCUUCACAACCUCUUCCCCCAGGGAAAGGAGAACAGCUCCACCACUGCCUCCAAAAGUUGGGGCUGCGCCAAGAGGCCCUCCGAGACUUCCAUGCAGGCGUCCUGCACUGUCUUCCAGAACUCACAGGGCGCCUUCUAGCAACAUGGACCAACAGCUUCAAGACCAUACUCCAAGGGUUCCUCCUCGCAUCAAGACUUCUCAAACUCAAGAAAUCCCACAGCAGUCAAGUCAAGAUGACCACCAACCUGGCCUGCCUGCUCGAGGAGCCCUCCAGUCAGCGCCUCAGACAACGCUGUCGUCCCUUGAUGGUGACUCUGAUGACUAUGAAGAAGUGGACGUAUCUUAUGCCAGCGUUAGCCAAGGGAACCCUCUAGAAAGUGAAAUGUCCCUGCAAGUUCCUGUUGUAGCGGCAAAGGGGCGAUAUAGUUCUUUGUGCAGCGACGACGAAGUAUUAGAUGACGAUGAAUCGAGUGUUUGGGAGGAUUCAGGCCUUAACAGCCUUCAAAGCAGCAUCUACUUACCUACCUUUGGCAGACUGGCUACACUCCCUAAAGAAGACAGCUCUCAGGCCCCUGCAGUUAUCAGGAAGGGCUGGCUGGACAAGAAUCCCCCACAGGGGGUUCUCUAUUAUCAGAGGCGAUGGGUAAAACUCGACGUGGACUACCUGAGAUACUUCGACAAUGACAAGCAAGUGUAUUCGAAAGGCAUCAUCUCCACCGCGUCGGUAACUAAUGUGACCAGUGUGGGGGAGCUGAAGUUUGAGGUCAUCACAAGCAAUCGGACGUUUAUCUUCAAGGCUGAAAGCGAAGCUGAGAGAAACGAGUGGGUGACCGUGCUGCAGGACUGCACAAGAGGGCGCCAGAGGCGCAGUAUAAUAAGCCCGAGCUUGCCUUUGACGCCACAUUUCAAAGGCUAUUUGGAACUGAAAGGUUUACGCUCCAAACUUUUUACAGUUGUGGCCACGGAUAAGGUCUUUCUCUAUAAAAACAUGGAGGACUACCGUAUCGGAGUGGGUAUCACAUCCAUUGACAUGAACGUAGGAAAUGUUAAAGUCACGGAUCGUCGCAGCUUUGAUCUCACUACGCCUUACCGCAUUUUCAGUUUCAUAGCGGAGUCGGAGCAACUGAAAGAUCAGUGGGUGGACGCAAUGAGGGAUUCCAUAGGUGAGGCCUUGUCCAAUAGCGAGGUCGCGGAUCGCAUAUGGGCGGAGCCAAGCAACAGUUUCUGUGCUGACUGCGGGGCUCCUAAGCCGGAAUGGGCAGCCAUCAACUUGUGUGUGGUGGUCUGCAAACGAUGUGCAGGAGAGCACAGAGGCCUGGGUCCUAGCAUCUCAAAGGUUCGUAGUCUGAAAAUGGACAGGAAGGUUUGGACCGAGGAGCUUAUACAGGUGUUCCUUUUGCUUGGCAAUGAGCGAGUUAACGGUUUCUGGGCAGCCAACGUCCCACCAAGCGAGGCUCUGUCGCCCUCGAGCUGCAGCGACGACCGGCGACGUUUCAUCACUAACAAGUACCGCCACGGCAAAUACAGGAAGUACCACCCUCUGUACGGAAACCAGAAGGAGCUCAAUAAUGCGUUGUGCAUAAAUGUGCAGUGCAGUGACGUGCUGGAGACAUUAAGCCUGAUUUUCUGUGGCGCAGAUGUUAAUUGUUCCACUGGCAUGGCCAGUUGCCCCUCUCCCCUCUCCCUGGCCAACACACACUCGCAGCGCUUGCAAGCUGAGCUACUGAGCCACAAUCAGAACACAGAGCUUCCUUGCUCCGAGGUGGAAGCAGGGAUGGAAGAAGUGCAAUUCUCAGCCCCAACGUGUGUCUAUCACAAUGGCUUUCUAUUCAAGACCGGCUCUAUGGCUCGGGCCAUCACAGAACGCAAGGCCAGAGAGGAGUUCAGUCGACGAUGGUGCACACUUAAUGACGGAACCUUCAGCUACUACGAGAGUGACAAGAACUCCAAUCCUAACGGAGUUCUGAAAGCCUCAGAAAUAGUUUGUCUGGCCGUCGAUGCACAUGAGAAACAUGGGUACGAACACACUUUUGAGCUCUACUCUGAAUCAGAGCGCCUCUAUCUGUUUGGCACAGACGACCCCAACAGCCACAAAGAAUGGGUCAAGUCCAUUGCCAAGAGCUUCAUCCCGGCCAAAGCCGAGCCUAUCCUGAGGUUAGGUUUUGAACGGAUCGGGCGCCUGAAGUGUAAAGACGGACUAAACCUGCAAACAUCCAAGGUGGGCUGGUUUGCUCUGGUGGGCUCCACUCUGCACGCCUACCUGGAGAACAGCCAGGGAGAGGAGAUCCACCUGCGCAAGCUCAAUGAACUCUCCAUUCAACAGGAUAAUGAGGUGCUGGUUUUGGUGGAGAGAGGAAGAACACUGUACAUCGAGGGUGAGAGGAAGUUGGACUUUGCCGGCUGGUGCGCCGCCAUACAGACGGCAGCAGGCAGCGGAGGAGACACUCUGAGUCAGCAGCAGCUGACCGACACAGACAUACCAGUCAUAGUCCACAGCUGUAUCGACUACAUCACGCAGUGCGGCCUAACGUCGGAGGGGAUUUAUCGCAAAAGCGGUGUGAAUUCCCGUGUCGCAGCUCUGUGCGAGAGAUUUCGGCAAGAUGCUCGCAGCCUCCGCCUGAGGGAAGGAGAGCACCAGGUGGACGACGUAUCCAACACACUCAAGCGCUUCUUUAGGGAGUUAGAAGAAGGGCUCUUUACGUCUGAAGAUGGCGGCACCUGGCUUACUACGGCUGCCAUUCAGGAUGCAAGUAUGAAAAUCUCCCAGUAUCAAGUGCUUUUGAACAAACUGCCUCGUGUUAACAGGGCGACACUACGGGCCCUUAUCAACCAUCUCUACUGCGUGCAGCGUUUUUCUGAGCUCAACCAGAUGAAUCUUCAUAACUUGGCCAUAGUGUUUGGUCCCACGUUGUUCCAGACGGACGGAAAGGACUACACGGCCGGCCGCUCCAUCGAGGACCUCAUACAGUUCUACACGCUCAUCUUUCAGGUGGACGAGCAGCAGCUAAAAAAGCAGCUGGAGGAGAUCACCGCUAUCAUCCAAGUGCGGGAGAAGCUGAACACAAAAUUUCCUAGUACGGAACCGGGUGGGCAUUUCAUCUGUACAGUUUACUUAGAGGAAAAGAAGGAGACUGCUGAGCAACAUGUCAAGAUCCCGGCAUCUAUGACAUCUGCAGAGCUGACCUGCGAGAUACUGGACAGGCGCAACAUCGCGGUGAAAGACAAAGAGUACUGGAACUGCUGGGAGGUCAUUGACAAGGAAGAGAUAGAACGUCCUCUGCACUAUCAGGAGAGAGUCUUACCCAUCCUUCACUCUUUCGGCACCGACUCCCACCUGCUCAUCAAGAAACACGUCGCCAUGGAAGCCAUGAUGGUGUACCUGGCUACUAAGGUUGACCCAUCCAAACACGGCAUCAUGAAGUUCAGAGAGGAGCGCAGCAUCCUGGGCUUGGGACUCUCCUCCGGAAGUUUCCACGACCGAUACUUCAUCCUCAACUCCAGCUCUCUUCGAAUGUACAAGGAAGUGCGAAGUAACCGUCCGGAACGUGACUGGCCGGUAAGGAACCUGAGGAUCUACUUGGGGGUCAAGAAGAAACUCCGUCCUCCCACAUGCUGGGGCCUGACGGUGGUCUAUGAGAGUAAGAAGCAAGAGAAGCCAGAAAGACAGCAGUGGUAUCUCUGCUGUGACACUCAGCCAGAAAUGAGGGAGUGGUAUGCUACAUUUAUGAGUAUUCAGAACGACGGUGACGUGUGGCCGCAGGACGGACUCCAGCCGAGCCGGGUGAGCCGCGUGUUGCCGGACACGCGUCACGGUAACGUGUCAUUGAUACCGCUGCGUGGCAGUGAGAAUGAGAUGCGGAACAGCGUAGCAGCUUUCAGCCAAGAUCCGCUUGCUCUCUUUAGAGAUGUUCGAUAGUGGACGCUGCACUAAGGGCAGGCGCUCGGCGUCCUUCCACCCCGCAGUGACAUCAUAGGUCUGGGACUCCUCAUGAAGAACCGCAGCAACAGGCGGAGCACAUGGACAAAAGGACCAAGGGUAAACUGAACUUGACACUUUGUCAUCCUGUUGGUUUCUGCCAUCUCGGCAAGGGUCAAGCGUGAGCCCUCAGCCUGCACUCCAUUUUGGUCACUUUUUUUUUUUUUUUUUCUUGCAUUGCAUUAUGGGCCAGGAGCGUUAAAAACGGUCGGAAGGAAAGGUUUUUUUUUUUUCCCAGAAGGAUUUUGAAAAUGCAAUCAUUGGUUUUGUGAGCGCAGCGAGUUGAGAUGGAAGAUGCUGGACGCGGAGAAGUUUGUACUGUGAGUCGUCGUGUUUUUGUGUGUGUUGUUGUUGUUGUUGUGAAGGACACACUUCGAAAUAUUCACCUAACACCGUUUUGUAUUUUGGUGCGAAACAAACGUUCUGAAACAAUCUGUCAAUAGCUUACCAAGAGCGCCCCCUGUAGGUCAGAAACUCUUGCACAGCCGUCGUAUUUAUUGAAGAAAAUAUAGAAUAGUAAAUUGUUUACAUAGCAUUUGUGUGUUUUAGUGGGGAUGUGUAAUUAUAGCCCCUCUUCAUAAUGCAUAAUAAUUCAUAUUAAUCACAAAUGAAACUUUUCUUUUUUUUUCUUUUUUUUUUGUAAGACAACAAGUUGGCCUAAAUGUUGAAUCUCCAGCGGCCUUUUUCAUAUCAAUCCAGCUAAUAAAGAUGAAUGUGGUUCUGUUUA